This is a messenger RNA of Echinostoma caproni, 1332 nucleotides long. Lineage: Eukaryota; Metazoa; Platyhelminthes; Trematoda; Plagiorchiida; Echinostomatidae. The record is from the annotation of a GenBank genome assembly.
AUGAUUGCAGAGAACUAUAACUUGCCUUUUCUAUUAUUCUCUGUAGACAAUUCAAAGGUGAUAAGUUAUCUGAAUGGGAGACAACGUCGACGACUACUGGAUGCCAUAGCUCCUGACCUCCCGUUGAAAGUCACUUCGCACGUGAUCGGCGAGGAUCCAUACUGGCGUCGUUGUUGUCAUCAGCGUUGGGCUGUGGUCGAUUUGUCUCGUCAUGGCGGAUCAUGGAAACGGGCAUUUUUCGAACGAAUGCUCGAAGAAACAUUGGAAACCUUUGUCCCGGGACACACGUACGCUCCUCGAUUGGAGGAAUGUGUGAGCUAUGCGGCUCCGUAUGUGCAUCGGUUGCACAUUCGACAGUUGUUGCCACCUCUGAAGCAACAACCGCAUGAUAGAGGCUCAGAUGACGGAUCGGACGAGGAAAGUGAUUCGGAAUUGAGCACCGAGCCGCAAUUAGUCGAUCAUUUGGAUCUUGGCCCGGUUGUGAGCAAAUUGAAACAUCUGGAAGAGUUGGCUGUCUCGUACACAGUCAAAGAUUGUGGUAUGAAUUUCGAAUGGUCCAUGUUCCAAUUCACCAAUCACGACUGUUUCAGUUUGGCCAAAGCAAUCGAACACCAUUCGGCUAUUCGGUUUUUGCAUAUCACAAGAAGUCGUAUGGACUCCGAUCGUUGUCGUGUCUUGGUCGACUCGAUUAUGGAUCAUCCAACACUCGAAUGUCUGGAUUUGUCUCAUAAUUUUAUCGGGGAUCGUGGGGCCAGAGCGUUGAGCAAACUGGUCGCCAGCAGUCACAGUCAGUUGAAGACAUUAAAUUUGGCAGAUAACCGUCUACAGGCCACCGGUGGAUUAGCUUUGGCACACUCGUUGACGAAGAAAACUUGCUCCCUGUCACAACUCAACUUGCGACUGAAUCGUUUGCGGGAUGACGGAGGGAUUGCAAUCGCGAAGAGUCUAUUGCGCAACUCCACUCUGAAAGAGCUUAAUUUGGCUGCAAACGAUUUGAACGAGAAUUCCGCCGGCUACUUUGCUCACGUUCUAGCCCACAACAGAACGCUAACCCACCUUGACUUAUCCAACAAUCAGCUUGGAGUGGCCGGCAGUCGAAAACUCCAGGAAGGCAUGGUUCGAAACGAAACUUUGUUGUACUUUGAUUUACGAUUCACCGGAGGUAGCCAAGAGGCGGAAUAUUCUAUUUGUCAGCAAGUGGAGAAAAAUCAAGAUAGCCUAAGACAGACACAACUGGACCUCACACGGGUAAGCUACUAUUUGAAAGAAGAAGUUGGUGGUGCUCGUGGUGGUGGUGGUGGUGAUGGUGAUGGACAUUGUUUUCCUACCUAA